Molecule: messenger RNA, 1433 nt
Organism: Prosopis cineraria
Lineage: Eukaryota; Viridiplantae; Streptophyta; Magnoliopsida; Fabales; Fabaceae
Product: protein OXIDATIVE STRESS 3 LIKE 1-like
Exons: 2
Coding region: 323-1129 (268 amino acids)
Source: RefSeq, a predicted model, not a curated record
UUUCAACUCCCUCCUCCUCCUGCAUCCCAAUGGAUAAGGAUUAACCAUUUUCCUUCUCCCCUCUCUUUUCUUUAUUUUAUUAACCACCCACCCUGUCCGUCUCCUUCUUCAUUAUCUCUCUCUAUCUCCCCCAUCUGCCUUUUCAUUACUCUCCUCCUUUUUCUAUGUACUCUCCCUCUUCUUCAUCCACGGCUGUUUUUUUCUGCCUUGUAGAUUUUGUCCCCCCGUUCCCCGUGUUUACUUUCAUUUAGUUCCCGCAUUGCAUGCGAGCAAUUGUCGUUGUCCGCUAAUUACUGCGUUUACGUACGUUGAAACUGUCGAUAUGAGGGUCAAAUCUUCUCAGUUAACGCGUGCCGUGACAUGCACCUCCGCCUUCUUCGACCCUUCUCAAGAUCGAAAGCCGGAAGCCGGAAGCGGCGGAGAUCGCGCUCUUCCGGCGAAGGUUGCCGAUGAUAAGUUCAGUACGUCGUCGUCUUCGACGUCUUCUAUCGGCAGGAACAGCGAUCUGUCGUCGGAGAGGUCAAUGGGGGACGAGGAUCGCGGCGAAAAUGAGGCCCAGAGUGCAUACAAUGGUUCUUUGGACAUGAUGCAGUCUUUAGAAGAAGUUUUGCCCGUCAGUAGAGGAAUCUCGAAGUUCUAUAAUGGAAAAUCCAAGUCCUUCACGAACCUGACACAUGCUUGCUCCUCACCGUCCGUGAAAGACUUGGCAAAACCAGACAAUGGCUACAACAGGAAACGCAGAAACUUGAUGGCCUUCAAUCAUGUUUGGAACAAGAAUCGAAGCUUCCCUUUGAAAAGCAACAGCGGAGGAAUUUCAAAGAGAACAAUAUUGAGCUCUAGUCGAAGCGCACUGGCCCUUGCAGUUGCCAUGAACAGCUCUGAUAGCAGCAGUAGUAUAACAAGUGAGGACUCAAUCUCGAAGUCACCUCCAUAUCUUCCCCCAUUGCAUCCUCUAAGUAGUGCGUCUUCUAUUACCAGUGGUGGCUCACCCUCUCCAUUUGCCCACAAUUUCUCAACUUGGCGAUCCUUCUCCUUGGCUGAUCUUCAGCAUUGUGCCACUACUGCAACAAUGAAGAUGCCGAGCUCCUCCUCCCUUAGAAGUGAAACAGCUCUUAGUAAACUAACUUGACAAGUAAAACUCUUGUGUGAAUAAGAGUACAUGUAGCCUCUAGGGCAAGGUUGUAGGGGAAUUUUAGAGGUCUCUUUACAUCUGAUCUCUUUGAACUAGGGUACAGAUUCAGCUGGCGGCGGAUCGACCACUAAGCACUAACACCUUCCUUUGCGCUAUAAUUAGGUACCGUAAACCUAAUUAUUAGUCUUGUAAAGAAAGUAUUUAGUUGUGUAUUAGAGCAUUGGAAUGGAAUGCCUUCCGAUUUGGAAUUCAGGAAGAUUUUCAGCAAAUGAAAUGUUUCCAUUCUUGUGGCAAAACAGAA